This is a messenger RNA of Passer domesticus (house sparrow), 6855 nucleotides long. RefSeq names its product sorting nexin 19 (gene SNX19). The transcript is spliced from 11 exons. Lineage: Eukaryota; Metazoa; Chordata; Aves; Passeriformes; Passeridae. The record is from RefSeq and is a predicted model, not a curated record. The coding region runs from base 136 to 2946 and encodes 936 amino acids. Gene Ontology annotation, cellular component: intracellular membrane-bounded organelle. Gene Ontology annotation, molecular function: phosphatidylinositol binding.
CUGACCCAGCCCAGGGAGGGCUCCGGACGCGCUGAGGUUUCGGGGUGCUGGAGCCCCCGCUCCCCGCUGGAGCCCGGUGCGUUCUGCAGCCCUGCCCGGCACCCCGGCUGCCGCACCGCCGCUGCUCUCCCCGCCAUGCCCCCGCGGUCCCGCCGGCCGCUGCUGGCCCUGCUGGCGGCCCUGGGCUGGCUGCUGGCGCUGCAGCUGCUGCUGGACCUGCGGGCGCUGGGGCUGCUGUGCGGGGCGCUGGCCGUGCUGGGCGGCUGGCUGGGCCCCCCGGCGCUGCUGCCCCGCGGCCGCCGCCUGCGCCUGGAGCGCUUCGUCAGCUCGCUGCGCGCCCCGGCCGGCAGCGCCGCCGACGAGGGCCGCCUGCAGAGGGAGAUCGCCAGCACCGUGCGCAAGGUGGUGCGGGAUUUCGUGGCCUCGUGGUACCGCACGGUGAGCAGAGAGCCGGCCUUCGAGGCCGAGGUGGAGAGGGCCAUGCUGGGGCUGGCCGCGGAGCUGCGGCGGAGGAUGAGGCGGGUGGACCGGCGAGCGCUGGCCCGCCGCCUGCUCCUGCUCUGCGGGCAGCACCUGCAGAGCUUCCUGCGGGCCCGGGAUGCCCUGAGGGCCGAGCCCAAGGGCGGCCGGACGCUGUGGAGGGAGUACAGCCGGCUGGCGGGGCCGCACCCCGCCCUGCUGAGCCCCGCGGCUGAGGUGGGCUGUGCCCGCGCCGCCGUGGACGCGCUGCUGAGGGCGCUGGUGCCCUGGCCGCACCUGGAGACACGGACAGGGCGUUUUGUGGUGGUGGAGCUGGUGGCCUGCAACGUGCUGCUGCCGGCCAUCAGGAAGAUGUCUGACCCCGACUGGAUCAACCUGCUGCUCAUCGGGGCGCUUUCCAAGAAGCCCCGGGGUGGGAAGCCCCACCCUACACCCCCCGUGCCAGAUUCCUUGCCUGUCCCGGCACAGACUGACACGGCUCCUGCCGGGCUCCCCCUGUCCCCGAGGGCUGCCGAGGGGCUCAGGAGAGAGGCUGGAGAGGAGGGAGAGGAGGCAAGCAGGUCAUGCCAUGCAGAGGAACCCUUCCUGCGCCCCCAAGCUCUGGGAUCCCUCUUCCCCUGUGAGGGUUUGGAGUUGGAAUCCCCUGCACCUGACCUGGGGCAGGAUGCAGAGCUGCUGGCUCCUUCUCCUGCUGGAGAGCUCCUUGAUGAGCCUCCCCAGGACCCUUCUGUGCCAGAGGGAGCACCUGCCUCAGAGGAUGGCACAGGGGACCUGGACCACGGCCCUGGCCCCAGCUCAGAUGCUGGCCUGCUUCCCACCUCUGCUUUGAGCUCCUGCCCUGACAUCCAGAUCGAGCCAGCGGCUGAGAAGGAGGAGGAAAGCCCAGCUGUCCCCAGGAGGUUCUCCUCACAAAGACCCUCCAGCCUGGGGAGAGAUCUGGGGGCAGCAGAGGGCCCAGCACAGUUUCCCCCAGAGCCUGGGCAGAGCCUGCCCCUGCUGUCAUCCUCCCCAACAGCUUCCAUGAGCACCUUCAGCUUUGAGCCCCUGAGCAGCCCCGAGGGGCCGGUGGUCAUCCAGAACCUGCGGAUCACCGGGACCAUCACUGCCCGCGAGCACAGCGGCACCGGCUUCCACCCCUACACCCUGUACACCGUCAAGUAUGAGACAGCCCUGGAGGGCGAGGCCGCGGGCAGCCUGCAGCAGGUGGCUUACCACACCGUGAACCGCCGCUACCGCGAGUUCCUCAACCUCCAGACCCGGCUGGAGGAGAAGCCGGAGCUCCGCAAGUUCCUGAAAAACAUCAAAGGACCAAAGAAACUGUUCCCUGAUCUGCCAUUUGGAAACAUGGACAGCGAUAAAGUGGAAGCCAGGAAAAGUCUGCUGGAAUCUUUCCUGAAGCAAUUGUGUGCAGUCCCUGAGAUUGCAAACAGUGAGGAGGUGCAGGAAUUCCUGGCCCUCAACACCGACGCCAGGAUCGCCUUUGUCAAGAAGCCCUUCGUUGUCUCCAGGAUAGACAAGAUUGUUGUCAAUGCCAUUGUGGACACCUUGAAGACAGCGUUCCCCAGGUCAGAGCCCCAGAGCCCCACGGAGGAUCUGAGCGAGUCAGAAGUGGAUGGGAAAUCCCAGCCAGAUGGGAAGAAAAGCAAGUCCAGGCUGAGGUUCUCAUCCAGUAAAAUCACUCCAGUGCUGAGUGUGAGUGAAGCUCAUGACAGGAUCGUGUACUCCAUCAGGGAGGGCAAUGCUGUCUCUGGCACCCUGUCGCUGGCUGCUAUGGAAUCCUUCAUCCAGAAGCAGGAGAAGCUGCUGGAAGCAGUCCCCAGCAAAGCUCCUGAAGGCCAGGGAGGCAGAGAAGCCAAGGAAAUCUCUGUGCAGGAAGAAAUGGAUGGGCUGAGCACAGCGGAGCAGGGAGCACAUCCAGACACUGACUCUGACUCCGAGACAGCUUUGGCUGACCUGGCCAUGGACGUGCUUCGUCUGGUGCUGGUGGAUCACUGGGGCUGGCUGUGCACAGAGAACAUCCAGAAGGUCUUCAACCUGCUCUUUGGGACUCUCCUUCAAAGGUGGCUGGAAGUGCAGGUGGUUACCCUGACCUGCACCCAACGCUGGGUCCAGUACCUCCAGUUGCUGCAGGAAUCCAUCUGGCCUGGAGGAGUUUUACCAGCAGUGCCUAAACCCCCCAGGACAGAGGAGCAGAAGAAGGCAACAGCAGAGCAGGCCCUGCAGAGCCUGAUGGGGAUCUUGCCCAAUGUGAUCCAAGAAAUCCUUGGGACCACUAAGUGUCAGAUGAGCUGGAACCUGGUGCUGGAGUCGCUGAGCCAGCCUGUGAUAAACAGGCACCUGGUGUUCUGCCUCCUGGACAUUCUGCUGGAGUUCUUGGUUCUGAAGGACUCCAGCAAGGAGCCUGAGGCUGCAGCUGCCACACCGUGUGCCUGCAGUGGCCCAGACAAAGGUGCCCCAGCACUUUAACCAGGGCUGUGCCCCAGCAGUGCAGGAGAGAAGCAGCCACAGGCAUGGAGUGAUUGGAUUUUCAGCCUUUACUGAAGGUGCCUGGGAGCUUCCUGUGAGGAAUUUCUGCAGCCAGGGCUAAAUGAAGCUGCUUCCAGGCUUCUCUGUUUCAGCUGGUGGUGGAUCAAACCCAGUGUGAGGGGCUGUGCAGCAGCUGUUCCAUUGCUGACCUGAUGGGGAGCCUGGAAUGAACCAGCCUGACCAGCUGGAGAAGGAAGCACAGACCCUUCUGAACAUCUCUGACAUCUACAGAGAAUGCAGGAGAUCUGCUUUUGUGGCUUCAGGGUCCACUGGCACUGAGAGGGUUGGUGUGCUGGCAUCCUGCUGAUGAAUGUUUCUGCAGGACAGGUGAAGGGGUGCAGUGCUGUCCCUGCUGCCUGAGCAGCCUGCCCUGUGCCUGCUCUGCACCAUCUGUGUCACCAGAAGGAAGAUGGGGAAAGGAUGGAGUGUGGAGAUGUGGUCCUGAAGUUCAGCAUCCAGCUGCCCAAAUACCUGGGAGGUGAGAGCAGGGGCCCAGGGAGCUGCCCUGCCUUAGGGACAAAGAUCAGCUGCUUCUCCCUGGCCCUGCUCUAGUUCUCCAUCAAACAAUAGGUGCAGGCAGGCUGUGAUCCUGGGAGAGACUCUCCUCAGGCUAGGGAGGAGUGGUGGCUUGGCUGGACUUUAGGACUUUUUUAUAUUGUGCUUCCUGAGUCACCUUUUGGUCCCUGGGACAGUCACCUGCAAGGCACAGGCCAAAAGAGCUGACCCAUGUGGGACACAGCAAGUAAAUCAGCUCCCACACAGAAGUGGUUGUCACAGGAAGCUCUGGAAGAGGAAUGAGGACCUUGAGCCCAGGGGAAUCCUGGAUGUGUGUCAUGGACAGUGGGUUAGACCCCAGCAAAGGGGCUGGGAGCACUGCCUGAGCUCUGCUGCCCAUGGCUGUGUCACUGGGCUUUGCUUUGCUGUGCCUGCUGCUGGCACAGCUCUGUGCAGGGCUCUGGAAAGCUGCUCAGGUCACGGAACAGGGACUUGGAGCUGCUCCUCCAGGUGUCCAAGACUUGAGUGGCUUUGUGAGCACUUAGUGUUGCUCAGGCUCCUGGGAGUACUUAAAGGACUCAGAAUAUGCACCCACAGCCCAGUUUGGUGACCUGCUUUGGUGUUUUUUCUGGGAGAAGCAUGGACUGACCAGUGCUGGGCUGGUGAAGGUGUUCCCUGCAGAUCCCAGGGCGCCAUGCAGGAUCACAUGUGGUGUCUGUGCUGCAGGACCAGGUGGUUUCAUCCCACAGAACCACGGAAUACCAGGCUGGAAGGGACUGCCUGCAGUUUCUUGGAGCUGGAUGCUCCAUGGCAUGUUUGGAGAGGAGGCAGUGUAACUCCAACAUGCCUAUCCUGCUCCUCCAGAGGAGCUGCUUAAUUAUGGACACACAACAGUGUGAGCUGCUCUGUGCUUCUGUUGUGUGGAAAUACAGAGAGGGAUCAUUUUGCUGCAAGCAAAUAGAUUCUUAGGGAGCUCUGGGGACAUCCCAAGACCAGGCAGAAUCCAGUGUCAUGAAGCAAAUCAAUUCUGCAUCACUGAUGGAGCCAUUUCUCAGCAGGGAGGCUUCAGAGAUGGUAGACUGGCCACCUGCUUGGAGAACGGAGGUGUGUGUUAAGUGGAUUAAGGGUAGAUGAGGUGGAGAAUGCUUUGGGAUAAUCCCAAGUGGCCAAGCAGCAGUUUGGAAAGCAGGAUUCAGAUAAAUCCUUAAAUAUCUGCUUGGAGCAGCUGCUUCACCUUGUCCUUCACUGCCGGGCACCCUGAGCCAGAGGUGAUGCAGCAGAGCCCUGCUGUGCCUGGUGGCUUCCCAGAUGUUCCUGCUGUUCUUGUUUGCUGUUGCUUCCCAAUGAAUUGUGUGGUUUUGGAGCUCCAGGACUGUGCCCUGUCAUUGAUUAGGGAGAAUAUUAAGAGGCUUUGCUGAAAAGGAUCAUGGAGUACAAAUUAUCCACUGCCAGCUCCAGGUUAGGGCAAAAGGCUGAAACAGGAAACUGGAUGUGGUACUGGCAGGAUGAGCUGACACUUCUCCUUUGCCACGAAGCCCAAAUUCUCCCAGCUUUUAACCCCCAUCUCUGAAAUUAUGCAAACAACUGAAUAUUCAGUCCUCCAGAUGGAAAUAAUCUGUGAUUGCUGCCAGUCUGGGAGCUGGUGCUCUGCUGGGCUGGUGCAGCAAUGAUUUGGGGUUGUCCCAGCAGCAACAUCCUCCUGUGUGUUAAGAUACAAAGAGCUGGGACAGAGAGAGAAAGGAGAUUUAUUUAUGUGCACUCUCAAGGCAGUGGGGGAGUGGGGAACAGACCUAAGGAGUUUGAGUUGGAGAAUGUUGUUUUACUCUCCAGAACCCCCUUUCUUGUCUCAGAUAUGAAGGGUUGGAGCCCUUUCUCAUGCUCUCACUGGCUGGGCUUCAAAUUCCCAUCUCUCCUUGGGAGAUUUUAGUGCAGCCUUAGAGCUGAGGUGAAGUGCCCAGGAGCAAAUAGCCCCUCUCUGCAUCGUGUUGUUAAGGAGUAAAACAAAUCCAAUAAAAAGCUCAGCUUUUUUUCUACUGUGAGUUCUUUGCCUCGCUGUGAUUUUGGGAUUAAAUUGAGCACAAUGGUGGCAGAUAAAAACUUCUGCAUUCAGGUGGGCUGAAAGUUUAUUUCCAUUGGACUAAGACUAGAAAAACUGCUCUGCUAAAACAAACAGAGUUGACAAAAAAACUUAAGCUUGCUCAGUGUGUCAUAUUCCCAGCAAGCUCCUUUUUUUCUGCAGGAAUUUGUAGAAGGAAUUUGCAGGAGGCUCCAGCCACCUCUCUAAAGGGCGGGUGGUGAGAGCAGCCAGAUUUGACCUCAAUAAAGAGUUGCAGCUUUGUGUCACGUUAGGUCAAGAGCAGUACCUGCCUCAGGUGGCUGCUCAGCUCUCCCUCUCCAGGUCCUUCAGGCUUUGUGAUCUGCCUCCAGCCCACCACUUGCUGAUUUUGUGAAGUGUUUCCCUUCUCACUGCCUUAGUGUUUCCCACAGCUGACUGGAAGCUUCCUGGAAGGGAUUGCUCCUGUGUGUGACUGUGCAGUGGUGUAGAGCUCCAAGGCACCACUCUAAGCUAAAUAACUAUUUAACUGUGUUUUUAGGGGAAAAAGUCCCACCAUGCACUGACUCCCUGUCACAUUUCCUGUGCUGAACCCUUUGUAUCAGCUGUUUUUGGUGCUGCUGGAGUCUGUGGAAUUCUGCUGUCUGGAAAACCUUUUUAAUUGUUAAAUGGGGAGCAAACCUUCACUCCCAUGUACUUGUGUGAAAAUAAUGCUUUAUUUCAAAUUUACUUCUCUGUCAGAGUUUAAAAUCUGCCUUUGGUAGAGAGGAACAAGUGGGGAGGAGGCUGGGUGUGAGUGGGCAGAGGGGAGGUGACUCCCAGGUGUCACAAAAUGCAUGGCAGGGCAGCAGGGCAGGGGACAGUGCAGGUGGGACAGGUUUUCCCUCCUGGCACACAGGGGGACUGCUCAGACAUGGGAAAGACCAAAGUGCUUAAAGCCUGGCCAGGAAUCAGAACAAUUUCCCACCCCAUCAGCAUUGCUGCUUUCUCUCUGACAUAAAUUCCUUGAUUUAGGCUCUCUGGGGAGUCUAAAACCAGGGAAGCCAUGUGGAUCGUUUGCCUUUCUUCUGGCAAACAGGGAAGGACUCCCCUAGCAGCAGGGAUCUCAGACCCAUCUCCACAUCCCUUGGGCAGUACUGCAUUGGAAGCUUUCCUUGCUGUCAGUGCUGGAGUAGGAAAGCUGCUAAGCUGUAAGGAAAUAGGGAAUGUCUGAAAACGAGGAAAUCCAGAUGAAAUUUGUAAUACUAUGUCAAAGGAAAAAAAAAAAAAAAGAGGAGAUAAGAAAAACCUGAUACAAUGAA